UCUGAUCAUGUGACAGCUCCAUAAGUUGCGACACGCAUCGUUGUUUUGAAGGAGAAUGACUUCAACCCGUGCAAUGCAGCUGGUGGUGUUUCUGUUUUGUUUAGUUGUUUCUUGCAACUUCUAUCGAAUACCUCCACACGAAGAAGUUGCAAGAGUGGCACGAUUCGUCGCAAACCAGUGCAACUGGGCUUCAAUGGCUACCAUAUCAACCCACGAACCUGUGAAAGGACAACCGUUCUCCAACGCAUUUUCGAUGAGUGACGGCCCGGUCGGUUUUGGGACAGGGGUGCCUUACAUGUACCUCACCCAUAUGGAAAUUUCCGUACAGGAUUUGGAGGUCAACCCCCAGGCUUCUCUCUCCAUGUCCCUGGCCCAGACAGACUUCUGUAAGAACCAGGGCUAUGAUCCCCAAAGCCCUCUGUGCGCACACAUCAUUCUCUCUGGCUCUGUGGUGGAGGUCAACGGAACAGAGGGAGUGUUUGCCAAGAAAGCCCUCUUUAGUCGUCACCCAGAGAUGGUAGACUGGCCAACUGACCACAACUGGUUCUUUGCCAAGAUGAACAUCACCAAAGUGUGGGUGCUGGACUACUUUGGAGGGGUGAAGACAGUCACCCCAGAUGAAUACUUUAAGGCCACCCCCUACAAGAAGCACUGAGAGGACUCGAUCUUUGACAUUGCUGACUGCAAACAAUAAAUCCCAAGUUGUAUUCAAAUGAAUUCGGUAAAGGGGGCUGCUGAUUGGAGGAUGAACUGAAAGCAGAAAGCCCUGGCAUGUGGAAACCCUAUAUGUGCCAAUAGACAAAUAAUAGCCACUUUUUUGUAAAUUGAUAAAAAGGUAUUGGUGUGUGAUACAAGAUAUCACACAGUAGGUAAUUGAUUGCUGAGUGAUGAUGAUUUUAUUCACAGCUGUUUCUUUAAAAAUUGGUUUGAGAUGGUAGUUAGGCACACUAAAAGGAUUCCACAAUGCCCACUGAACACUUUAUAUUGGGCAAAGUUGGAUUUUACUUGUGUAUGUUGGAUUUGCGUGUAUUUAUAACUGCAUUGCACUUUAACAAAUCAUCUGCGUUUUGCAUAACAAUCAACAAUCUGAUCAGUGAUUACUGAAAGUUUCAAAUAUAUCAACACAAUUUACCAUUGUGUUGACAUAUUUCUUUCCUUUCUUUUUAAUCAGGCAAACAAACAACUUACUAUCUCCAAAUCCCAUGGGUUAAUAUGCAAUUUCUACAGUUUUG
Molecule: messenger RNA, 1232 nt
Organism: Hypomesus transpacificus
Lineage: Eukaryota; Metazoa; Chordata; Actinopteri; Osmeriformes; Osmeridae
Gene: creg1
Product: cellular repressor of E1A-stimulated genes 1
Exons: 4
Coding region: 56-655 (199 amino acids)
Source: RefSeq, a predicted model, not a curated record